AAAAAAAAAAAAAAAAAAAUUUAUCAACAUGUACUUAGUAGAUAUUACCAAAAACACGUAGUACUAUUGGUGCGUGUAUUUGGACUUCCCAAUAAUUUCUGUGGUGCAACAGAGCUUCUCUCUCUCUCCCUCUCUCUCUCUCUAAAGCUGCAGCGAGAUUUGAGUUCAGGUACAUAUGGCUUCAAUAGUUGCAAACCUUGUUCCACCACUGUUCGUCAAUGGCAGACAACCCCUUUUGAGAACUCUUCGGAAAUUUGCAGUCUCUCCCCUUAGAGAGAGACAACAUCAUGUUGCUGUUGUUGCAAAGGCAAUGGGUGAGAGCUCCGAUUCUUCAACCUCCCUAAGUGUUGUUAAAUCUGUUCAAAGCAUUUGGGAUAAAUCUGAAGAUCGAUUUGCUCUUAUUGGAUUGGGAUUUGCAGCUGUUGUAGCUCUUUGGGCAUCUGUGAAUCUAAUUACAGCCAUUGACAAACUUCCUCUUGUCCCUAGUGUAUUUGAAUUCAUCGGGAUAUUGUUUUCUUCGUGGUUCAUAUAUCGCUAUCUCUUAUUCAAACCUGAUAGGGCAGAGCUAUUUCAGAGCAUCAACAAGUCGGUAUCGGAUGUUUUGGGCCAGUAAUGUGCAGCCGGAUGAGAUUGGAAUUCAUAAUUAUGUUUGUCUACAAUUUAUAUUGUUGUAGCACUGAAGAAUGUAACCGGCAUUUGUGCGAUGGACAAUGUCAGCGCUGUAAUAUAACCAUGACAAAGCAUUUUAACUCGUAAUCCCUUGUUCUGUGGUUCCAAUUCAAGAUGGAUUCACAUAUUAUUAUUAUUAAUUUUUUUUUUCCUACUCUA
Messenger RNA from Cornus florida, 828 nucleotides. RefSeq names its product protein CURVATURE THYLAKOID 1C, chloroplastic. Gene Ontology annotation, cellular component: thylakoid; chloroplast thylakoid membrane. The record is from RefSeq and is a predicted model, not a curated record. The coding region runs from base 176 to 613 and encodes 145 amino acids. The transcript is spliced from 7 exons. NCBI's taxonomy places the organism in Eukaryota, Viridiplantae, Streptophyta, Magnoliopsida, Cornales, Cornaceae.